GGGGAACAGCUACUUGAUGUACAGGUCGCCCACAGUGAGCACCCGGAUGUCUCUGCAGCAGCCAACGGAUCCGAAGAGUUGCAGCCCCAAGGAUCCCAACUGUCACGAUUCCUUCAAGAGGGUUGCAGAUCUUCCGUACUGCUGUACACCCGCGUGCACCUAUAAGGCCGACAAUUCCUCCUGCAGUUGCCCUUGGCGACGCUUCACCAACUACAAGUGUCAGUAUGUGGACGGCGUGGGAGGGACUCAGAUCUAUCCCAAUGAUAUCGUGAUCAACACCUUCCGACACGAGUACACUCAGGAGCUCAAUGCCAGCUGCGGCCAAGAGGGCUGCAGCAAGUUGUGGAUCACCUCUGGAGCGCAAGACAGGUUCAUGGCAGACGUCGAGGAUUUUACUCUUCUGGUGGACCACGCGGUGCAGAAUCAGGAAUUGGGCAUCGCCCGAACCAGCCGCGAGAUGGAGGGCUGGUUGCUGGUGAAUGGCACCCACGAGUUGCAGCAGCAGCUGUGCAGCAGCACCAACACCUCCAUGACGGCACCGUUUUACGGUGAGCGAACCACUAAGGCGCCUUGCUAUUUGAAGCCUAAUUCGACAGACAAGGACGGCUUGGACUACUUCACCGUGAGGACUCUCAUGAUGGCCAUGGGUCUGACCCUGGAGGGUGAAAGCUAUGAAGGCAGCGGGCAUUCCUUGCGCUACGAGGGACUGACAGUGACGCUGAAGAUCCAUUACUUUGACACAUGGCCGUGGCAUGGCGUUUUGAGGGAUGGCAACGGCCGAACGAAAGUGUUGUACGUGUACUCGCUGGUGCCCUUGAAGGACAAUCCCUACAAGGUAAGCGAUCUGAUCUACUCCAAGUACCCCGAGGAGCGCAUCCGACGGGACAUGCACGGCAUCUACUUGUCGGCGAUGCCUGAGGGCGAACUGGGCAUUUUUGAUGCGCAGACCUUGCUGCUCACGUACUUCCUGAAGCAAAGGAACUACUACAAGGAGAUGCUGAUCCACGUCAGUGCCGAUUUCUCAGAUGUACGAGAUCUGGAGGCAAAGACAGAUGAAGAGAUUCAGGAGAUUCUGAAGGAGAAGGGCUUGCCACGGACGGGUUCCCGCGUCCAACAGAUCUUGAGCAUCCUCGAUGCUGGUGGACUGAGCCACCACAAUCACAGUGAGCCUGCCCGGCUCUCCACUGGUGGAGGUGCUCGUCUACUGGAAGCAGGAGAAUCGCAGAUGCGUCUGCGAUGA
Cladocopium goreaui is the source of this 1240-nucleotide messenger RNA. NCBI's taxonomy places the organism in Eukaryota, Dinophyceae, Suessiales, Symbiodiniaceae. The record is from the annotation of a GenBank genome assembly.